Uloborus diversus is the source of this 1329-nucleotide messenger RNA. RefSeq lists its product as uncharacterized. Bases 1 to 1329 code for a protein of 442 amino acids. The transcript is spliced from 3 exons. Lineage: Eukaryota; Metazoa; Arthropoda; Arachnida; Araneae; Uloboridae. The record is from RefSeq and is a predicted model, not a curated record.
AUGAAGCUGAUUCGGUGGGUCGAGGUCCAUAUUGGUCGAUCUCGGAGGAAGACCAAGAAAGAGAAAGAUGGCCUUACCAUCAACUGCGGGGCAGAUAUCCCUCGACGCCGGGACGAAAGCACCCCAAGCACACCCCUGCACAAAAUCGAGCCCUUGGGAAAAGACCUGCCCCACUCUGCCGGAAGCACCCCACAUCGCAUCAAGCACCCGCCCUCGCCACAUCCGCUGCUCCGCGCCCCGGACGCUCUAGCCGGUAGCCGGUUACACAUCCGGACCAGCUUCCUGGAUCCCGGACUCCCACCGCUGAGCAGCCCACAGCCGGCUAGCUACGGGUCCUCGACGGCUCUGGAUUCCGGAUCCCCGCGUGUGCGAUGCCGGAUCCGGACGAAUCCUUGGCUGCCUUCGCCGAAGACCUCGUCCGGCGUGGAAUGUGGAUGGGUAGGAGGAAUUCGAUCUUCUUCCAUCGGGUCGGAAAGCUCAGAAUCCAUCGCUGGCAGUGGAUUCGGCAGCCAAUCCAGUGGAAGUUUAUGGGAAGGUUACUCCGGAGAGCCUUGGACUGGUCUACGCCUGAAUGGCAGAAGUCCGUCAUCGAAACGACUGCCCCGAGUCACUCUCGAACGUGCCGUGCACAGACAACGGCCAGUGGUCGAGCCCGAUCGUCUGUCCUACAGUGGCGGUGACGACGAGGACAAGCCUUACUGCCCAGUGACUUAUUGCCGUCCCAUUCCCAGAAGCGCCUGGAUGGACUUCAGGGAGCUGACAACUAACCUCGUGGAAACAACUACUCAAGAUGAUGGUGAAAGCAGCGACGAGGCCUAUUCCGAAGACUAUGUCCAUUCCGAAGAACAAGAUGAGUUACCACUUGAAGUGAUGCGCUCCUCGAAAGGCCCGCCCCCCGACACUGGAAGCCCCCAGGCCGACAGUGCUUGCGGGAGCGAUCGCGACAACAGCAGCUGCAGCACAACCCCCCUGUCCGAGACCCCAGCUAGCUCAGCUCACCCCCGCAAGUCGCUCGCAGAGUCCAAAGAGCUGUUGCAGGACAAAGUCCAGAGGCUGCGCCUGGAGCGGCACUUGGUGGACCAGAGGAUGCAGGAGGCCCGCGCAGAAGAGAUCCUCAGAAGGGAGGAGCAGCUGAUUCUUCAGAGGGAGUUGGUGCAAUUCCGGAGGCUGCUGCUGAUCCAGACCCUUUCGGAGUUGAGAAGUCAGCUGGAGAGGCAGGGAAAGAGGUUGCACAGAACUUACGCCAGCGGCAAGGAAGGUGAAGAGGAUGCUCAUCUUAGUCCGGAAGAUGAGGCAUGGCUUCAGGAUCAUACUGAGCUUGUUGGAUAA